CCUCCGCAUGCGCGAGAUCAGAUUCGACAUGAACAGCCUCGCCCGUAUUGCAGCAGAAUGAGUCGGAGCCACUCACUGCACCUCCAUACAGAAGUACCCCGACGGCAUGUUCAACAAGGCCUUUCUCAUGUCGAUGGACAAUGGCCGCGAAGUCGUAGCCAAGGUUCCUAAUCCGAAUGCUGGUAUUCCGCAUCUAACGACAGCUAGCGAGGUUGCUACCAUGGACUUCGCCAGAAACGUUCUUGAAACACCAGAACCUCGCGCCUAUACAUGGAACACGCAUGCACACUCACACCCAGUCGGGGCUGAGUUCAUCAUCAUGGAGAAAGCCGCCGGCGUUCCUCUUUCUCAUGUCUGGGCAACACUAAAAUUACCCCAGAAGCUCCAAGUGCUUCUUGCCAUGAUACGUCUACAGAAGAAAUGGCUGAGCGUGUCAUUCUCGCAUUACGGUAGCUUAUACUACGCGAAAGACAUCCAACCAGAAGACACCCACUACAUCAAGGACGGCAAAGCCGUCAAGGAUUCACAAUUCGCCAUCGGCCCUACCACAGGUCGUGAUUGGUGCGAUGCGAGCCGCUCUCUCUUGGAUAUAGAUAGAGGACCAUGGUCCGAUAUACUGCAAUAUCAGCAAGCAGUCAGGACACGAGAAACAAAAGCAAUCCAAUCCCUACACCCACCCAAACAACUAGCCCUAUUCCGCGGCCCAAAGCUCUACCAACCAAGCCCCCAAACCAAACUCACAGCCUUAUCCCACUACCACCAAAUCCUCUCAUCCCUCAUCCCAAAAGACAAAGCCCUCACCACCCCCCACCUCUGGCACAACGACCUCCACAACGAUAACAUCUUCAUCGACCCGCAGAACCCCGCAUCCAUCACCUCCAUAAUCGAUUGGCAAUCAACCCACAUCUCCCCCGUCUUCACCCACAAUCCCGAUCCGGCCUUCCUCGACUGGGAGGAUGGCCUCGAGCCCGAGACGCUCGACCUACUACCUCGACCAAAUCUCUCCGGUCUCACUCCCCAGGAAAGAGCCGCAGCAGUGCGCGAAUACACCACCCAGAACAUAUUCAUCGGAUGGCGCAAGCUCACGCGCGCCAAGAACCCCGCUCUAUAUCGAGCUAUCGAGUUCAGAAAGACGCCCGCGUACGGGCUGUUAUUCCUCGCUCAUCGGAUGUUCGAGUAUGGCGAGGCGCAAUUCAUGUCGCUGCUUGUUGAUCUGAGGGAGCAUUGGGGGGGUUUACCAGGUACCGGUGACGCCCCAUUCCCGAUUGAGUUCACAGAUGCGGAGAUUGAGCGUAUUAAAGUGGCUUGUGAUGGGGCGGUGGCGGGGACGGAGCUUGUAGAUGGGGUGAAGGAGCAAUUGGGCGAUUUGUGGCCCGAUAAGGGGGUUAUUGAGAAUGAGAGGUAUGAGGAGUGUAGGGCUGCGCUGGGGGAGGUUAGGGAUCGGAUUGUGGAGGAGUUGGCGGAGGGUGAGGAGGAGAGGGAGGAGUAUCGGCGGUGGUGGCCUUUUGAUUGAACUACUAUUCCAGAGGGAUAUGAUGUUUGUUGGUAGGAUGGAG
Molecule: messenger RNA, 1556 nt
Organism: Aspergillus vadensis CBS 113365
Lineage: Eukaryota; Fungi; Ascomycota; Eurotiomycetes; Eurotiales; Aspergillaceae
Product: phosphotransferase enzyme family protein
Exons: 3
Coding region: 107-1513 (468 amino acids)
Cellular component (GO): mitochondrion
Source: RefSeq, a predicted model, not a curated record